AUGGCGACCGCGGUCUCAAAGCCAACCUCCCACCCGCCGAAGAUGAAGCGGCCGCCCCCGCCUUUCCCCCAGACCGGGGUGAACGGAGUCAAGGUCCAGCAACCCUCCUCUUCUCCACCCACCACCUCCAAACGUCUUCCUGGUAAUCUUUCUGCUGGAUCGAGCCCCAACAUUACCAAUGGCUUGAUCAACAUGGCAAGCACCUCCAAGGGCCACCUGAACCGAACUAGGACCCAGGCGCAACGACCCGGUGACGCAGGUUCGCGACCGACCCGGCCGGUGACGCGGACUUUGUCUACGGGCAAUGGCCAUCGGGUUGGCAAAAGGUGUCCUGAGCCCUAUGGUGAGUCCUUGAUUUGCGCACAAUUGGCCAAUACCACCCAAUCGCCGUUCGGUGAAUACUCACAGUUCCUUACCGUCACAGUGAAAACCACAUCCUACAUUCUUAAGAAAUACUCGAAGUCCCCUCCAUCUCUCAUCGUGCAUCUUCACCCCACCCACUUUCGAUUCGAGCAGCAAGAUGGAAGCUUCCCAUACAAUUCGGAGAUGAAGGUGGUCAUUGAACAUAUUCGCGCCGGCACUGUACCUCACGAUCUGAUCGAGGAGCUACUGCGCGCGGGCGUGAAGUUCUAUGAAGGUUGCCUCAUUGUUCGCGUUGUCGACCACAAGUCUGUUUCGGCACAAGCAAGAAAGACUUCCGUGUUAACGACCAAUGAGAACAACACACCGUUCUCUCUCCACAACUACAAUGAACAUGUUACUCCCUCGGCAUUUGUUCCAUACCCGAAGCAGAACCAGCUCACCACCGAUAUACAAAGCUCUAAACCGGUAGAGACACCAACUCCUGGCCAGAACCAGACUGAGAACCAGGCAAAUGGCGAGACUGCCGAGUCUCAGAGCUCAGUGAAUGGAUCGGGGAAUAAAUCACUUCCUCCCAAACCUCGGGUCUUCACUACUGUCCUCCAUCCUACAGCUCGCGUGUUGCAGGCGGAAUUGACUCUUCUCGUCACCACUCCGGAUCCCAAAGCUGCCGUGUCAAACCAACUUUCCCGUACCCACUCCUCCUCGGUCGUCCCUCAGUCACCCGCCACUACACAACUUGACCGCGGUCACCCUGCAAAGAGACAGAAGACGCUUGUCGAGCCGCAAGAUCUUACUGAAUGCGAAUCACUACUCGUGCGAGCUUUAGCUCCGCCUCUCUAUCUAGAUACCGUGAACAGUUUUGCAGCUUCACAACGUCUGCUGAAAUGCCUGGAGAGCCCAUUGCACAGCGACCCGCCACCAUCACCUAAGCGCCGCAAGAGAACUGUUGCGGAACUUGCUGCGGACGAGGCACUCGCAGCCGAAGAAGAGAGAUUCAUGCUUAUCAUGGACGAGCGCCUCGAGCCUACCGCCUCCGGUGCAGCUGGUGGCUCCAAGGCUGCUACUGUGGAUGAUAUAGCCGGUGUGGCAGCAUUCGAACCUCGCUUCUCUCGCUUCAAGACUCUGGAGACAAUCCGCAUGCAGCACGAGGAGAAGGCUAAGCGUGAGCACGAGAUGAAGCUGAAGCAGGAGCUCGCCAAGAGACAGCAGCAGGAACAGGAGAAGGAACGACGCCGUGCGUUGGAGCAACAACAGGCAGAGCAACACGCCAAGGAUGAGGCACGCAGACAGCAAAUUGCAGCCCAGCAGGCGCAAGCUCAGCUUGCAGCACAGAAUCGUCAUGUCAUGGCUCAGUCGAACGGCGUCCCCCAAGGGCAACAGUCAUCCCCCAUUGUACGCAAUCAAACCCCCCACAGCACCUCAUCGCCGCUGGUUGGUAACACUAUGACAACACAGGCGGUUCCAAUGAGCAUCAGCGCAUCUCAGCAAUCAGGAAGCCCACCACGACCUCCAUCCUCUAUGCAGCAUGCGCACCCCAACAUGAUGGGCCAUCCCAUGGCGCCUUCCAGAAGUCAGCAAGGACCCAGCCGGCAUGGAACUCCACAGAUGACGCAAGCCACACCGGCAAUGUCACAUGCCACGCCGAUUAUGCGCAAUGUCACUCCUACUCAGCGAAUGGGUCACGGUAGCCCUAGCCACACUAUGGCCCAAACUCCGAUGAUGAACCAAGCCAUGGCUCAACCUCCGCAGAUGAAUGGUGCUGGUAUGGGCCUCACGCCUCAGCAGCAAAUGCUAUUACAGCAGAGACAGCAGCUUCUUGCUCAUCAGGGUGGACAAAUGGGUGGCGCCCAGCUCACUCCUCAGCAGCUUGCUCAGUUGCAGGCGGCCAACGCGCAUGCUGCUCAAAACAUCAAGUCGCAUCAACAGCAGCAGAUGUUGCAGGCCCAGCAAGCACAACAGGCUCAACAGGCUCAGCAAGCUCAGCAGGCUCAACAUCAACAGCAGCAGCAGCCCAACAUGCAGAACAUCCCUCAACACAACCAGCAAGCAUAUCAGGCGCAGCUCAUGCGUGCCCAGUUCGCGCAGAUGCAGAUGGUUAAGCAGCAGGGCGGUCAGAUACAGGGUCAGCCGAAUCAGCAACAGCAACAGCACCACCAUGGCAGCCCACAAAUGACAGCUCAACAACAACAACAGCAGCAACAACAAAUGCUGAUGGCUGCCGCUCAGGCCAAUGGUGGCCAGAUGCCAAACAUGCAGGGUGUUAAUAUCGCCCAACGGUACAACAGACUUUACCAACAACGUUUGCUCCAGCUGCGACAUGAAAUGUCACAGCGGUACAUGACACAGUACGGACCACCGACCCAGUAUCCGCCUCAGAUCGCUCAGCAAUACGGUGCCGGGUUAGAGAAGAACGCCAAGGCAUGGAUCCAGGAUCUGAUGCGACGUGAACGAGAAGCUGCCCAGCAGCAGCGAGCGAGCCAAGCGGCCGCUAUGCAGGCGCAGCAGAUGCAGGCUCAGCAAAACAUGAUGCACAACGGGAUGGGCAAUUGA
Penicillium canariense is the source of this 2913-nucleotide messenger RNA. RefSeq lists its product as uncharacterized. Gene Ontology annotation, molecular function: transcription coregulator activity. NCBI's taxonomy places the organism in Eukaryota, Fungi, Ascomycota, Eurotiomycetes, Eurotiales, Aspergillaceae. Bases 1 to 2913 code for a protein of 970 amino acids. Gene Ontology annotation, biological process: regulation of transcription by RNA polymerase II. Gene Ontology annotation, cellular component: SAGA complex. The record is from RefSeq and is a predicted model, not a curated record. The transcript is spliced from 2 exons.